AUGAGACGCAUACUCAGUAGACGUAUCCUGAGAAACGUCAGUUUGCUCGCGACAGAUCUCCGGUCCCCCUCUUUCACCGUGUCUCGUCAAAUCCUUUUUUCACAGCCGCUUUGCACAAAAGCCAUGGAUCUCAGUGACAUGAGGAAGAAAUACAAAGGAGACGAGGAAUGCUUUGAGGAGAACCAACUUGUUUCCCUGGACCCAAUUAAGCAAUUUGGUAACUGGUUUGAUGACGCUACGAAGUGCCCUGCAAUCGGAGAAGCCAAUGCAAUGUGCAUCGCCACUGCCACAAACGAUGGACGUCCAUCUGCUCGUAUGGUCCUGCUUAAAGGUUACAGCAAUGAAGGCUUUCGCUUCUUUACCAACUACGAAAGUCGAAAAGGAAGUGAGCUGGAAAGCAAUCCUUACGCAUGUCUGGUCUUCUACUGGGAACCCAUUAACAGACAGAUUCGCAUUGAGGGCAAUGUGGAGCGGAUUCCCUUCCAGAGCUCUUGCGACUACUUUCAUUCCCGUCCAAAGAGCAGCCAGAUUGGGGCAGUUGUGAGCAGACAAAGCACUCCAGUCCCUAACAGAGAUUACCUAAGGCAAAAAAAUGCAGAACUAGAGGAAAAGUACAAGGACACAGAGGUGCCUAUGCCUGAAUACUGGGGUGGCUACAUCGUGAAACCUUAUUUGAUAGAAUUCUGGCAAGGCCAGACCAACAGACUCCAUGACCGUAUUGUCUUCACAAGGCCUAAGAUUGGAGAUGUGCCCUUGGAAGUGUUUCAGCAUCCUGCAGAGGGAGGCUGGGUGUACCAGCGACUGUCCCCUUGAUGAGGACCCUUUUUAUUGGGGUAAAACAGACUGUGUCAUAUGGAGGAUGCUUGAGAGGGUCUGGAAUAAGAAUUCAUCAGUAAUAAACAAAUUAUUACCUUUACCUCACUUGAAGUUUACAGUCCCACAGGCUGUUCUGAAACAUAUUAAUGUUAUUAGCCAGGUGACAAAAAGGAUUCGUCAUGCAAAGUCUAUAUCAUUUCACUUUCAAUGAACUAAAUCAUGGAGACUUCUCAAUGUUUUCACAGUGGUAUUCAUGAGUGACGGACAAAAUGCGGUCUACAUGUACAGCUGCAGUAUACCAUACUGUACUAUCUACAUACUGCCUGCACUGAAGAACCUUUAUCUUGUUGUUUUUAGGUGUAAGAUUUAACUGUGUGGCAUACAUGAAAUGCACCAGCUGACUCAGGAGUGCAAAGUCUGUCAGGAUGCUGUCAGUUAUUGACUGACUGUAACUUUGGAUAUUCAACAGCCUGGUUUAAUGUUUGUUUGUGACUAAUGUUAUGAAAAUCACAGUCUCCACUGCAGUGCCCUUUUCCACAGUAAAUGGUAUACUGUAUCAGUGGAGCUGAUAUGUACGCUUAUAUGGAGUCACACUUCACUCUCUAUUUCAUGUUAAUGUAAUACAAAUGGCUGCUAAUGUGUUUAGUUCAUAGUGGAUUGAUGGUCUCUGUCUUAAAUCUUUUGGGAUCCAACUGCCCUUUAAUAGCAAGAUUAAAAGAGCUGACGAUGUUAAUUGUGCCAAAAUGCAGGCUUUUGCCUUCUCUUUACUGUGAUUAAGUGAAUAUUCUCACAUGUCGAA
Lampris incognitus (smalleye Pacific opah) is the source of this 1615-nucleotide messenger RNA. RefSeq names its product pyridoxamine 5'-phosphate oxidase (gene pnpo). The transcript is spliced from 7 exons. Gene Ontology annotation, biological process: pyridoxal 5'-phosphate biosynthetic process; pyridoxine biosynthetic process. The record is from RefSeq and is a predicted model, not a curated record. Lineage: Eukaryota; Metazoa; Chordata; Actinopteri; Lampriformes; Lampridae. Gene Ontology annotation, molecular function: pyridoxamine phosphate oxidase activity; FMN binding. The coding region runs from base 1 to 813 and encodes 270 amino acids.